Messenger RNA from Daucus carota subsp. sativus, 4245 nucleotides. RefSeq lists its product as uncharacterized. Bases 96 to 3995 code for a protein of 1299 amino acids. NCBI's taxonomy places the organism in Eukaryota, Viridiplantae, Streptophyta, Magnoliopsida, Apiales, Apiaceae. Gene Ontology annotation, biological process: sterol transport. Gene Ontology annotation, molecular function: sterol binding; lipid carrier activity. Gene Ontology annotation, cellular component: membrane. The transcript is spliced from 39 exons. The record is from RefSeq and is a predicted model, not a curated record.
UAAAUGCCAGUAACAUCACGCGUCUCUCUCCUCAUAUCUCUCUCAGGCAAAAAAAUCUCGCCGCUCCGGCGUUUAAUUUAAAAAUUUUUCCUGCAAUGUCGCCGAUACAUAUCAACUUCUCAACACUCCUGCGCACAGCUGCACUUUGUUUGUUCCAGGUCAUUUUUAUUGUAUCUGUAGUAAAUUCCGAGCGGCCUAAAGCACGAAUUCUUGCGUCUUCCAAUGUCACAGGAGGGCAAAGGCACGCUGUCAAUUAUUGCGCAAUGUAUGAUAUUUGUGGAGCGCGAAGUGAUGAUAAAGUACUUAACUGUCCCUUUGGUUCUCCAGCCGUGCAGCCCAGUGACCUAUUUUCUUCAAAGAUCCAAAGUUUAUGUCCGACAAUUGCGGGAAAUGUCUGCUGCACAGAGAAGCAAUUUGAUACUUUGCGGUCACAAGUUCAACAAGCAGUUCCCUUUCUUGUAGGUUGCCCAGCAUGCCUAAGGAAUUUUUUAAAUCUUUUCUGUGAGCUUACUUGCUCUCCUAAUCAGAGUCUGUUCAUUAACGUGACUUCUAUAUCCAAGGUUAAGAACAAUUCUACUGUGGAUGGGAUAGAUUUUUAUGUAGAUGAUGCUUUUGGCAAAGGGUUGUUCGAAUCCUGCAAGGAUGUGAAGUUUGGUUCCAUGAAUACACUAGCUAUGGACUUUAUUGGUGCUGGUGCUAAAAACUUUAAAGAGUUGUAUGCUUUUCUUGGAAGAAAAGCAAAUCUAAAUGCGCCAGGAUCCCCAUAUGCAAUCAAUUUCCGCUCAGCUGUUGAUGAGUCAUCUGCAAUGGAACUUAUGAAUGUUACUACUUAUACAUGUAGUGACACCUCACUGGGCUGUUCUUGUGGUGAUUGCGAAUCGUCCACUGUCUGCUCCAUGUCAGCUCCAAUAUCAUCCAAGGAAAAGGAGUCUUGUUCAGUGAGAAUUGGCUCCCUUAAGGCAAGAUGUAUUGAAUUUGCUCUAGCAAUCCUCUAUAUCUUAUUGGUUUCUCUGUUUCUAGGAUGGGGUUUAUUCCAUAAAAAAAAGGGAAAGAGCCCAGUUUCUAGAACGAAACCUUUGGUGAAUGUCACUGAUGUUGGUGUACUUCAUCACGUCAACAGGCAAAAAGAUGAAAAUGUUCCAAUGCAGAUGCUUGAGGAUGCCCCCCAAAUCAGAAAUGGUGUCCGACUUUCAAUUGUCCAAGGAUAUAUGUCAAAAUUUUACAGGAGAUAUGGAACAUGGGUUGCUAGAAAUCCAUUAUUUGUCUUGUGUUCAUCAUUGGUCGUCGUUCUAGUUUUAUGUUUAGGCUUAAUCCGUUUUGAAGUCGAGACACGGCCUGAGAAGCUUUGGGUGGGACACCAGAGUAGAGCUUUGCAAGAAAAAGACUUCUUUGAUAGUCACCUAGCACCUUUCUACAGAAUCGAGCAGCUAAUAAUUGCAACAAAACCGGAUCCAGAGCAUGGGAAAUCUCCAAAAAUUGUAACUGAAAAUAACAUCAAGUUACUUUUUGAAAUACAGAAGAAGGUUGAUGCAAUCCAAGCAAAUUAUUCUGGCUUACUAAUAUCCCUAACUGACAUAUGCUUGAAGCCGUUAGGCCAGGAUUGUGCAACUCAAAGUGUGCUGCAGUAUUUCAAAAUGGAUCCAUUAAACUAUGACAACUAUGGGCAGAUUGGGCAUUUAGAAUACUGUUUUCAGCAAUAUUCGUCAGCCGAUAACUGUAGGAGUGCCUUUAAAGCUCCACUUGAUCCGAGCACUGCAUUAGGGGGUUUCUCUGGAAAUAAUUAUACUGAGGCUUCUGCAUUUAUAGUUACCUAUCCUGUAAACAAUGCGGUUGAUAAAAAGGGCAAUGAAACCAAAAAAGCCAUAGCUUGGGAAAAGGCUUUCAUUCAGUUAAUUAAGGAUGAGCUUUUGCCAAUGGUGCAAUCCAAGAACUUGACAAUUUCAUUUUCAUCAGAAAGUUCUAUUGAAGAGGAGUUGAAAAGAGAGAGUACUGCAGAUGCUAUAACUAUUCUGAUAAGCUAUCUUGUGAUGUUUGCUUACAUAUCCUUGACUCUCGGUGAUACUCCAAGUUUUACGUCUUUUUAUGUUUCAUCCAAGGUCUUGCUUGGUUUUUCAGGGGUUAUACUGGUGAUGCUAUCUGUCCUUGGCUCAGUUGGGUUCUUUAGUGCGAUUGGAGUAAAAUCCACACUUAUCAUCAUGGAAGUCAUACCUUUUCUUGUAUUGGCUGUUGGGGUAGAUAACAUGUGUAUACUGGUACAUGCUGUUAAAAGACAGCAGUUGGAGUUACCUUUGGAAGGGCGUAUAAGUAGCGCACUCGUAGAAGUUGGACCAUCCAUAACACUAGCUAGUUUGUCUGAGGUUUUGGCAUUUGCAGUUGGCAGUUUUAUUCCAAUGCCUGCAUGCCGCGUGUUUUCCAUGUUUGCAGCUUUGGCUGUUCUGUUGGACUUCCUUCUGCAGGUUACUGCUUUUGUUGCUUUGAUUGUUUUUGAUUUUUUGAGAGCUGAAGAUAACAGGGUUGAUUGCUUUCCUUGUGUUAAAACUUCUGGUUCAUAUGCUGAUUCUGAUAAAGGAAGUGACCAACGCAAACCUGGAUUACUUGCUCGCUAUAUGAAGGAGGUUCAUGCACCCAUCCUGGGUAUUUGGGGAGUUAAGUUGGUGGUUAUAUCUCUUUUUGCAGCUCUUGUGCUUGCUAGUAUUGCAUUAUCUACACGGAUUGAACCUGGUUUGGAACAACAAAUUGUUCUACCAAGAGACUCAUAUCUUCAGCACUAUUUUGAUGAUCUUUCGGAGUAUCUCAGAAUUGGCCCACCACUAUACUUUGUUGUAAAAAACUACAAUUAUAGUUCAGAAUCAAGCCAGACCAAUAGAUUGUGCUCCAUCAGCAACUGUGACUCCAACUCUCUUCUAAAUGAGAUAUCAAAAGCAUCAUUGGUUCCGGAUUCAAGUUACAUAGCAAAGCCUGCUUCUUCGUGGCUUGAUGACUUUCUUGUUUGGAUGUCUCCGGAAGCUUUUGGUUGCUGCCGGAAGUUCACAAACGGAAGUUAUUGUCCACCUGAUGAUCAGCCACCUUGCUGCUCAUCAGCUGAUGGCUCUUGUAGCACAAACGGGUUUUGCAAUGACUGUACCACGUGUUUCCGUCAUUCAGACUUGCAAAAGGAUCGUCCAUCUACUAAACAAUUUAAAGAGAAGCUUCCCUGGUUCCUCAAUGCUCUUCCUUCUGCCGACUGUGCAAAAGGUGGUCAUGGAGCCUACACUACCAGUGUGGAACUUAAAGAUUAUGAGGUCGGUGUGAUUCGAGCAUCAGCUUUUCGUACAUACCAUACCCCGCUGAACAAACAAAUUGACUAUGUCAACUCAUUGAGGGCUGCAAGAAAAUUUACAUCCAGGAUAUCUGACUCUUUGAAGAUUGAGCUAUUUCCAUAUUCCGUGUUCUAUAUGUUUUUUGAGCAAUACCUUGAUAUAUGGAAGACAGCCUUAAUAAAUCUGGCACUAGCUAUUGGUGCGGUAUUUAUAGUUUGCUUAGCUGUCACAUUUAGCUUUUGGACUUCAGCUAUUAUAAUACUUGUGUUGACGAUGAUUGUGGUGGAUCUCAUGGGCGUCAUGGCAAUUUUGAACAUCCAACUGAACGCAGUCUCUGUUGUUAAUCUUGUAAUGGCAGUGGGUAUUGCUGUUGAGUUCUGUGUGCAUAUUACACAUGCUUUCCUGGUGACCAGUGGAGAUAGGAAUCAACGUGCAGCCGCGGCUUUGGGUACAAUGGGAGCUUCUGUUUUCAGCGGCAUAACGCUGACCAAGUUGGUUGGGGUAAUUGUACUCUGUUUUUCAAGGACUGAAAUUUUUGUGGUCUAUUACUUCCAAAUGUACUUAGCCCUGGUUGUCCUCGGCUUCUUGCAUGGACUAAUCUUUUUGCCAGUAUUUUUGAGCAUGUUCGGCCCCCCUUCAAGAUGUGUGCUCAUUGAGAAACAAGACAAUAGGCUGUCAACUGAAUCACAACCAUAAUCUAAUCCCCUCAAGAUCAUAGGCUGUCAACUGAAUAAAAACUACAAUCUGGUUCGGGUGGUCUGGCUGACUUAAAUUAUACCACGGGGUUUACAUACGAAUUAUCUUAACUUUUUAUUUCCUCCCUCUGCCACUGCGGCUGCGCGUGUAUAGUAUAGGACACAAAUAUCAACUAUUUUACUUGUAAAUUAAGUCAUCUCAGGGAAAUAAUGGUCAAGUAAGAAAAGCUUUAUACCUUUUUCUUGCGUUA